Molecule: messenger RNA, 1715 nt
Organism: Uranotaenia lowii
Lineage: Eukaryota; Metazoa; Arthropoda; Insecta; Diptera; Culicidae
Gene: shv
Product: dnaJ homolog shv
Exons: 4
Coding region: 279-1355 (358 amino acids)
Biological process (GO): protein maturation; protein folding
Cellular component (GO): endoplasmic reticulum
Molecular function (GO): misfolded protein binding
Source: RefSeq, a predicted model, not a curated record
UGUCAGAAUACGACACGAACGAAAUUGACUGACCCGAUAGGUAGAAGACGACCAAAAGAUAGAAUCUGAUGACGGGACACGGAAUUCCCUGAAAUUACAGGCCAAAAAAAUUGGCAAAUUUGUCUUCUUCAGUUAAGCUUUUGAAUAGUUUGUAGUUGAAGUAAAUCUUAAGGGAAAUAACGCACAGUUUUGGGGUCAGUCCAGGGCUAGGUGGGGUUUGAUUCGUGAAAGUCGUGUGAAAAAGUAGUUCCAGCUUACGGUUUUAUAUCACAGUCACUAUGAAAUUCGGAGUGUGGAGUACGGUUCUUUUAUAUUUGGUGUUGGCAUUCCUUCUGGAGGAAGCCUCCGCUGGUAGGGAUUUCUACAAAAUCCUAGGCGUACGGAAAACUGCCAACAAGAAUGAAAUUAAGAAAGCUUACAGAAAAUUAGCGAAAGAGCUACAUCCGGACAAAAACAAAGACGAUCCGAAUGCUUCGGAGAAGUUCCAAGAUCUAGGGGCGGCCUACGAGGUCCUAUCGGACGAAGACAAACGCAAACUGUACGACCGAUGCGGGGAGGAAUGCGUCAAGAAGGAAGGCAUGAUGGACGGAGGCAUGGAUCCGUUUGCUCAGUUCUUCGGAGAUUUCGGAUUCGGUUUCGGUGGCCAGGAACAACGGGAAACACCGAAGGGUGCCAACAUCGUGAUGGACCUGUACGUCAGCAUGGAAGAGCUGUACAAUGGAAACUUUGUGGAAAUUACACGGAAUAAACCGGUCAUGAAACCGGCCAGCGGCACUCGAAAAUGUAACUGCCGGCAGGAGAUGGUCACGAGGAAUUUGGGCCCCGGUCGGUUCCAGAUGAUGCAGCAAACCAUUUGCGAUGAAUGUCCGAAUGUGAAACUGGUCAAUGAGGAACGUACGAUCGAGAUUGAGAUUGAGCAGGGCAUGGAAGACGGUCAGGAAACGCGAUUCAGCGGCGAAGGUGAACCUCACAUUGAUGGAGAACCCGGGGAUCUGAUCAUGAAAAUUAAAACCAUCCCGCAUCAGCGAUUCGAACGACGAGGUGAUGAUUUGUAUACUAAUGUCACCAUAAGCCUUCAGGAUGCCCUGGUAGGGUUCACGAUGGAUAUCGACCAUCUGGAUGGCCAUAAAGUUAGCAUUGUUCGGGAAAAGAUCACCUGGCCGGGGGCGAGAAUCCGCAAGAACGGUGAAGGUAUGCCCAACUACGAGAACAACAACCUUCGAGGCACCAUGUACAUCACCUUUGAUGUGGAGUUCCCCAAAACGCAACUGAGUGACACGGAAAAAGAAGACAUUAAAAAUCUUCUCAACCAAUCAUCGAUCAAUCGAGUCUACAAUGGGCUGCGGUUUUCGUAAAACAAAAGACUUUAGGAUCAACCUUAAAUAAAUAUCGAUCUAGAGAAAAACAAAUAAAAAGUGUUUUCGAGUCUAAGUUCGUUUAGACUUCGAAACAGGUCUUUAUUUUCUGUAGGGAUACAUUUGUGACGCUUGCUAUUAAUUUAUUUACUACCUGUUUUUUUUCUCAGUAAGGAAAAAGAUCCAACACUAAAAUAGUUUGUUCACCUUAGAUUAUUCGUUUUCUGAUUUCUUGUCUCGUUUUAUGUGUAAACGAAUUGGUAGUUGAACAGAGAAUUUUGCUAUUUAUCUUACAAACUAUGUUUUGUAAAUAUGUGCUUUAGGAUAAUUAAUUAAAUACAACUCAAUGGUAAAAGUCGA